This is a messenger RNA of Cuscuta campestris, 1123 nucleotides long. The record is from the annotation of a GenBank genome assembly. Lineage: Eukaryota; Viridiplantae; Streptophyta; Magnoliopsida; Solanales; Convolvulaceae.
GAACCAUACAUCCCACAAUCCCGCCAACGAUUCACCAUCGCACCGGGAGAGCACUAUGCCUCCGACAACUCCCCGUCUUCUGUAAUCGCCAUUCCGAAUAUCAUAUAAAGAUUCAAUUUUUUUCACCUCCAGAUUCGAAUGCAGUAUUAGUUUUGGCGUUAGGGUUUGAAGCUGCGAAUUAAGCUUUCUAGCUCUUCCAGGCGCCCCAUUAGUAGUAAUCUUUACAAUGUAUGCUGAUCGAGUGGAAGCUGGCGACAGGCUUUCAGUUAGAGACAGGCUCAUCGGAAAAUCAGUUGGUGGCUCUGGUCGCCGACAACAAAUCACCGGCAAGAGACUCAGGGAAGAUGAUGACAAAUGGGAACAUGACCUAUACGAGCACGGCACAGCUCAAAUUUCAAGUCGCAAACUUGGUGCAAAGGACCUUCGUCUUAAGCUGCAGAAACGAAGUGUGAGGGAUCUACGUGAAAAGCUCUCUGGUGCGGAGGCUGAUAAAUCCAAACCAAAGCCAAAUUCAGCAUUUGAGGUCAGUAAACCUCUUAAGAAGAGUAUGGUUGCUGAUACCCCAACAUUGGAAACGAAGAAAGGUGCCAGCACAACUUCUAAGAAGAAGAGUCAGCAGAAGGCUGAAUCUGUGGAUAGUUUUCUGCAGUCGUUGGGUCUUGAAAAAUAUGCAAUCACAUUUCAAGCUGAAGAAGUCGAUAUGGCUGCCCUUAUACACAUGACAGAUGAAGAUCUCAAGGCUAUGGGAAUACCAAUGGGCCCAAGAAAGAAGAUACUUCUGGCUUUGGAGUCUAAACACUGAGAGUCAAAGAGAUCUCUUCUAGUUUGUCCGCCCGUCGGGAAUCCGGCUGCACCUUCUGUAACUGUUAUGGGCUCAUUUUGUGUCUCUCCAUUGGAAAGUGGUCUCUCCAUGAUUUCAACCAUUUACCAAGUAUGACUAGUCUAGCAGGGGAAAAAACUAUUACUCCGUAGCAUACUUUUCUGCCACUCUUUAUAGUUUUAUUGUGUAACCAUGAUUCUUUUUCUUGCUCAAUGUGUAAAAAACUUGUUUUAAAUUAUGGUUUACUCUACUCAUUUCAAUAUCCACCCUUGCUGCUUUUUUCAAUAAAAAGAAUUCAUUUUU